AUGAAUUCUUCUUACGGUGGAGGUAAAUUAGUAGGUCGAGGAGGGGCGGAUUUAGUUGAAUAUGAAUCAGAAGAUGAAAGAACGAGUCGUAGAAACAGGAGUCAAAGAGGUACACCAUAUUCUAAAAUAGAUAUAAGAGAACAAUAUUGUAUAAAUAAUAAAGAGGUUCAGGUACUCGAAAGCGGGUCAUCAUCACUUUUCGGUUGUUUGUCGAAACAUAAUAACGGUUCGUGUAAAUCUCGUCAAUAUUUCUUAAGCGGAUGCGUUAGCCGAGUACCAAGCGAAGAAAAUUUACACGAAUUUAAAUUUCAACCACUUCCCAGAAGACCGAUUGACGAUUUGGAAAGAGCUUAUUUAAGAAGGAGACCGAAAUCUUUAUGCGGAAGCGAUUCUGGAAGAUGCAGCAAUUGGAUACCGGAAGAAGAAGAAGAAGAAGAAAAUUUAACGACGCCGAAAGUAUUAAAAAAAACUGCUAUGAAAACACAAGCGACACAAACUGGUUGCAUACGAAGAGAACCGCCAAAAUAUCUUUCAUUAAGUCCAAGAACCGUCCAUAGAGUAAAAAUGGUAUCGCAAGGAGCACAAACAAACGGACAAUUGACAAACGGUAGAAAAUUAAUGAAAAGUUAUUCCGAAGCCGGUUGUUGUUUUGGUGAAGGACAUGUUGGUACCACCAGUUGUGGUAGAACCAAAGAACACGAUACACUUGUAAGAACCCAAUCGGAAGAACCGAGAUCGCCAUUUUCAUCUAUGAAAACAGUUUUACCAUGGACUGAAAAUGAUAAUUUUAUAAAUUUAAAUAAAUCGGACGUGAAGAAAACAACGCAAAAUUCUACAAAAAUUUACAAAGAAAUAUUUAUCGAUUUCGAACCAGUCGAAGAUUUAGAAAUGCCAAAGACUAAUAAUAAUAAUAAUUUAAAUGAUGAAAAUAUUAUUAAAGACGAUAAAGAAUCGGAUAAAUGUAUCACCAAUCACAUCGUUGAUCGAGUGGAUGGAAUAAAGGUUUGUCAAAAUGAAAAAGAUGGUUCCGAAAAGAAAUCUGGAGCGAGUACUCCAGAUAUAAGAGAUUUUCAAUCGACGACAUUAAACGUCUCUAAAAAAAUUUCUCCAUUUGCUUCUUGCGAUUCAUUAGGAACGGAUCAAAAAGAUCACAGCGAUGGCAUCUGGAACGAAUCACAGUCGACCGUACUUCAAGCGGAAAUUGAUAAUAAUGACGUCACAUCUCGAGCACCGUCCAAAAAACAUUUGCUUAUAUUACAACAUCAACAAAGAUCAUCCAUCGAUACUGAAAUUUUAGAAAACGAUACUUUUUAUUCACAGUCUCCGAUUCGGUCACCAUUAAAACACGAUUUAGCAGUGCCUUUUGUAACAGUCGCUCCCGUUCACGAAAAUCAUUCAAUACAAUUGUUAUCAGAGGUCCAACUUGCGAGAAAUUCUUGUCAUCCUCCUUUCGCAUCAAACGCGAUUCAUCACAAUUCGAGAGAACUGCGAAAAAAAAUGAGCAAAAGUCCGGAAAAGGAAGAUUUUAAAUUUGAAUCAGGAAGGAUAACGGAUAUUUCGGAAAAUUCAACGACGGAUGAUUACGCCACUGCAUACGAUAACUCGGACACGAGUUCUAAAGUGUCCGUCAACUAUCACCAGAGAGAUAAAAUGUUGGGAAAUAAAAUAGAAAGUAAAGAUGGUAGCUCAUUCGAAAGCGCAUCCUCCAUUCACAGCUUUGUCAAAGAAGACACAUUGCAAAUCGUGCCUUCAUCUCCGCCAACGAUCAGAGAAGAAAAUUCGGAGGAAGAAAUAUUGAAAAAUGCAUUGACCGAUUCCGGAAGAUUCGGCGACGAAGAAAUUCUUAAAAUUGAUGAUAAACAAGACGGAAAUGAAAAAGAAUUGUCGGGGGAAGCGGAAAGCAGUAGUUCGGGAAGUUAUAGUUUAGACAGCGGACAACGCGAUCAAAAAAUCGAAUGGCCGGAACAAGAAACUUUAAAUAAUAAUUAUGAUAAUUUGACGGAAUUUAAAUUAGAAUUUAGUGAAACUCAUCAUAAUUUUACAAAAUGGCUUGACAGACCGGAAAUAACGACGACGACUACAACUACUACUACUACUACUACUACGACAUCAACAUUAGCAGGAGCAGCAGGAGCGACAAACGACUUAACGCAAAAAUCUCAACAUGGGGCAACAACAGACGACGUUAUUUCAGGCUCUUCAACCAAAACGAACCAAUCGAAAAAAAAGAUGGGAAAAGACAACGAAGAAGUUCCACCUAAAAUGGUUCGAAGUCCGGCAAUGCCCGAAGGUUUUUCAUCCGACAACUGGAAAUCACAAACGAAAAUAAUUCAUCACAUCGGAGAAAAGGUUCAAAAGGGCGAAACUGAAAUUUCAUCAGAUGAAUCUAGUUCCGAGUAUAAAAAUGCAAUCGUCGAUGAAACAAACGUGAAUGGACAUUCUCCUAGACGACAAAGAAGAAAAAUCGGCGGAAGAGGAAGAAGAAAUCAAAUCGCAAUAGAAGGAAAUUCUAAAAAAAAAUCUCUGGCUAAUACGAUUCCAGGAAAUCCAGAAUUGAAUUUAUCUCCGAAUAAAUUUGGACAAAGUCCAGUACACAGUUCAAAAGGGAGUCCUAGAAAAGUAGCCAAAAUGACAAAAGGACAAGAUCAUAAAAAAAACGCUCCAGGUUCCGAUGGUGUCACACAUUUAAAAACACUCAGCGCCGAAUCAUUAAGAUCUGUUAGUCCGGGAAGCGACAGCGUUUUUUACAACGAAGCAGAAACUCACAUGCUUUGUCAUCAAUGCGGAAGAGAAUACGAAGGGGAUCACGUACGAAUGGAAAUGGAAGAAAUAACGACGACGACAACAACAACAACAACAACAACAAUAACAACCGAAGAUAUUGUUCAACCACCAGCGGGUUUUGCAGAUUCACCAGAAAAUACAAAAUCGCGAACUCACAGACUUUAUAAAAAACAAGAAAAACGUUUCAGAUCGGAAGAAAGAGGAGGAGAAAAACGAAGGCAUUCACGUUUCAGAGCGGAAAAUCUUCGGGCGAAAUCCGAAGAAAGAGGAAAAGAAAAAAGUUGUAAAACAAAAUUACGACAACAUGCAAGAUCAAUCGAUGCAAGCAUGGAAAAAUUAAAAGGUGGCGGUGGUGGUGGAGACUCCAGUCCAAGCAUAUCAGAACCAUUGACAACAAACGAACCAAGAAUAUACGCGGAUCCUUUUAAACAAAAUUCUUGGAUUUGCAUCGUCGACAAAGAAGGAACGACGACAAAAUGGAAUCGUUCAAUGGAUUCCGACGUGUCAAAAGAAAAUAACGAAUCCACGUCAUCGGAAAAAGAAUUUAAAAAAAAAUAUCAAGCAGCAACACAUAGAAUGGUUCAUAGGAAAUCUUCUAUCGAAAUGUAUAAAAGACUUCAAACAAAAUCAUUUGAAUGCGAUAAAAAAGUUAUAGUGAAAAGAAAAUCUGGAGAAUUUGGAUUUAGAAUACAUGGAAGUAGACCCGUUGUUGUAUCGGCCAUCGAACCGGAUACUCCAGCUGAAUCAUCCGGUUUAGAAGUUGGCGACAUUGUUUUAUCCGUGAAUGGCGUUUCCGUUUUGGAAGCUUCUCAUUCCGACGUUGUUAAAUUGGCUCACGCAGGUUCCGACACUUUGGAACUUGAAGUUGCAAGAACGUCUUCUGCUUUAACAUCGUCAACAAACGCCCAAGAAAUAUCCGUCGUUUAUUCAGGAUUUUUAAAUAAACGUGGCGCUAAUAAUAAAUGGCAUUCAAGAUGGUUCGCACUGAAAAAUGAUAAUUGUUUAUAUUAUUUUAAAUCUCAAACGGAAUGCCAACCGAUCGGAGCUCUCCUAUUAUUUAAUUACAAAUUUAAAUAUUUAACGGAUUCUGAACGAGUCAACACUUUUGUACUCGAAAGGGAAGGUUCGAAAAGUUUAGAAUUACAAACGGAUUCGAAAGAACAAGUCCACGCUUGGAAAAUUCAUUUAGAAAAAGCAAUGGAAUCGAAAAAUAUCAACGAUGGACAACAAUGGUUUGAUAAGAGUUGUCGUUUAGUUUAUCAAUCACCAUCAUCCGUCGAAGAACCUGAUUGUUUUGGUCAUUUGACGUCACUCGAAGAUAAAUGGAGAAGACGUUAUUGCAUAUUAAAAGAUGCUGCUUUGCUUUUAUAUUCGGAUAUAGGAGCGGAUAAAGCUUUGGCUGUUGUUUUCUUACAAGGAUAUAAAAUACAAAGUACGAGCGGUACAACUUCCGGUAAAAGAUUUUCAUUUGAAAUCGUACCACCGGAACCGAAACAAAAACAUUUAUAUUUUUACACGGAUACGGAAAUGGAUAAGAAAAGAUGGAUAGCAGCCUUAGAAUAUUCAAUCGAUAGAUGGAUGAAACUCGAAUAA
Pediculus humanus corporis (human body louse) is the source of this 4377-nucleotide messenger RNA. RefSeq lists its product as uncharacterized. NCBI's taxonomy places the organism in Eukaryota, Metazoa, Arthropoda, Insecta, Psocodea, Pediculidae. The record is from RefSeq and is a predicted model, not a curated record. The transcript has 14 exons. Bases 1 to 4377 code for a protein of 1458 amino acids. Gene Ontology annotation, molecular function: protein binding.